GAUGCCGAAGUGAAACAGGGAAAUAGCAGACGCGCCUUCCUUAUUGAUUCAAGGGGACCUGUAGCACAAGUUGCUUCAACAUCAUCCACGUUGCCAUGUUGUAACGUAAACAUGGUAUCCGCAACUGUGAAGCAAUGAUACCAAAAGUCACAUAGGACUUUCAUAAUGUCGAUAUAUUGAGGAGAGUCUCAGUGGGUGCAGCAUCUGAUCUUGAACUGAUCACUGGAGAGGUGAUGGGGAACACAGCGACCAAAUUCCGUCGGGCUCUCAUCAGUGGAGAUGAGCUACUGGCCUGCCAUUUGUAUGAGGGCAACCUGCAGUUCAAGGAAGGGCUGGAUCCCAACUCUACAUAUGGAGAGUCCUACCAACACAACACUCCCUUGCACUAUGCUGCCCGACAUGCCAUGAUACGACUACUCAGGUCUUUCCUCCUCAGUAAAGAUGGAAAUCCUAACAAACGAAAUGUGCAAAAUGAGACUUCUUUGCACCUUCUCUGCAUGGGGCCACAGAUCCUGACCUUGGAAGGGGCGCUGCUACCCCGGAUCUCACGGCCCUAUGAAGACGAGCUGCGUCGUGCAGAGUGUCUACAAAUUUUUUUAGGUUGGACUGGUGCAAAGCUGGAUCAUGGAGAGUAUGAAAAGGCUGAUAUCAAUGCCACAGACAAUAAGAAAAAUACUUGUCUGCACUAUGCUGCUGCCUCAGGAAUGAAGACCUGUGUGGAGUUUCUAGUGCAGAGAGAAGCAGAUCUUUUUGCAGAGAAUGAAAACCGCGAGACUCCAUGUGACUGUGCUGAGAAGCAGCACCACAAGGAGUUGGCUUUGUGCCUGGAGUCACAGAUGGUCUUUUCACUCGCCCCUGAGGCAGAGGGUAUUGAGGCAGAGUAUGCAGCUCUCGACCGAAGAGAGCUAUAUGAAGGCCUGCAACCUCAAGAUCUGCGGAGGCUGAAAGACAUGCUGAUAGUGGAGACAGCCGACAUGCUACAAGCUCCACUCUUCACGGCAGAGGGACUCCUACGGGCCCAUGACUGGGACAGAGAAAAACUGUUAGAGGCUUGGAUGACCAAUGCUGAGGAUUGCUGCCAGCGUUCAGGGGUACAGAUGCCUAACCCACCUCCAAGUGGCUGCAAUGCCUGGGACACUUUGCCCUCACCCCGAACACCACGAACCACCCGCUCCUCUAUCACCUCACCAGACCAUAUCAGCCUCAUUACUGCGGAUGAAGGUUGUGUUCUGGUGAGAGAGUGUGGUAUCUGCAUGUCUUCCAUUUCGGUCUUUGAAGAACCUGUUGACAUGUCCUGUGGCCAUGAAUUCUGCAGAGCGUGCUGGGAGGGGUUUCUGAAUCUGAAGAUCCAAGAGGGUGAGGCCCACAAUAUCCUCUGUCCUGCUUUUGACUGCUUUCAGCUAGUUCCUGUGGAAGUCAUCGAGAGUGUGGUCUCCAGAGAGAUGGACAAGCGCUACCUCCAAUUUGAUAUCAAGGCAUUUGUGGAGAACAAUCCAGCAAUACGCUGGUGUCCAGAGGCUGGCUGUGAAAGGGCAGUGCGGCUGAAGACACAUGGCUCCGGGUCAUCUACCUCAGAUCCUUUAAGCUUUCCAUUGCUUCGGGCACCUGCUGUAGACUGUGGCAAGGGCCACCUCUUCUGCUGGGAGUGUCAAGGUGAAGCCCAUGAGCCCUGUGAUUGUGACGUCUGGAAGUUAUGGCUUCAGAAAGUCAAUGAAAUGAAACCUGAGGAAUUGGCUGGUGUGAGUGAAGCAUAUGAGGAUGCGGCCAACUGUUUAUGGUUGCUCACAAACUCUAAACCAUGUGCCAAUUGCAAAUCCCCGAUUCAGAAAAAUGAAGGGUGCAACCACAUGCAGUGUGCUAAGUGUAAAUAUGACUUCUGCUGGAUCUGUCUGGAGGAGUGGAAAAAGCACAGCUCAUCCACCGGAGGUUACUAUCGCUGCACCCGAUAUGAAGUAAUUCAACAGGUGGAAGAGCAGUCAAAGGAGAUGACUGAAGAAGCAGAGAAAAAGCACAAGAGCUUUCAGGAACUGGAUCGGUUCAUGCACUACUACACGCGCUUCAAGAAUCAUGAACACAGCUAUCAGCUGGAGCAGCGCCUCUUAAAAACAGCCAAGGAGAAAAUGGAGCAGCUAAGUCGGGCCCUACGUGGAAGGGAAGGAGGACCACCUGACACUACAUUUAUUGAAGAUGCUGUCCUGGAACUGUUAAAGACUCGCCGUAUCCUCAAGUGCUCCUAUCCUUUUGGGUUCUUCUUGGAGCCCAAAAGCACAAAGAAGGAGAUCUAUGAGCUCAUGCAGACGGACCUGGAGAUGGUAACUGAAGACCUUGCCCAAAAAGUUAACCGGCCUUACCUGCGGACUCCACGCCACAAGAUUAUUCGUGCAGCAUGUUUGGUCCAGCAGAAGAGACAGGAGUUCCUGGCCUCAGUAGCGAGAGGAGUGGCCCCCAAUGAUUCCCCUGAGGUCCCCAGACGCAGCUUUGCUGGAGGAACAUGGGACUGGGAAUAUUUGGGCUUUGCAUCACCUGAGGAGUAUGCUGAUUUCCAGUACAGACGGAGACAUAGACUGCGAAGGCGAGGUGACAUAGCUAGUCUCCAUAGCAACACACCUGACCCCGAUGAUCCCAGUGAUAGCACUAUCGAUACCCAGGAUGUUGGAGAUGGACUAAGACAUAGUCAUUUGAUGGGUGUUGGUUCUUUGGAUGAUGAGGAUGAUCCUAACAUUCUACUGGCCAUUCAGCUGUCACUUCAGGAAUCAAGGAUGCCACGGGGACAGUCCAAUCAUGAAGUCCUUGCUAAUGAAGCAUCACUCGGAGCCAUUGGGACAUCUUUGCCUUCUAGGCUUGAACAGAGUACUCCAGGUGUAGAGGUUCUCCCCAGAGUGUCUUUAAGCAGCUCAGAACUGUUAGAACUGGGAGACAGCUUGGCUAGACUUAGCAACAUUAACAUCAGCAGCCAUUACUCUGUAGCUACUGGUAAUCCCACCUCUCUUCAGCUAUAUGACAGCCACAACCGAGCCAAUGGUUCCUCUAUGCCAAUACCAGUAGCUCCGGGCGCUAAUUUCUCACCAACAGGUGUCUUCCCAUCAUCCAUUGACACAACAGACUCGACCACUUACAGCAGCCAUGACCCGUCCUCUUCCUCUGCAAUCGCAGCAAAUGCCAAUCUGCUGGGUAACAUCAUGGCUUGGUUCCACGACAUGAAUCCUCAAGGUAUUACCCCAGACGCUACAAGCUCUUCUCACACAGACACAAAUGUGGACCCACUCCACGUAGGUGGUGAAGAGGGCCUGCAGGAUGAAGACAAAAGCCGGGUUGUCAUCAUCCGUGAGACUAGGAAAUCCCUGGAAGGAAAGGUGGAAGUUGGUUUUGGUUCCCCAAGAGUUUGUGACAUGGAGAAAAAGGAGUGCACUAUUGUGGAGAGGCCAACUCAGCUCCACCUUGUGGGACUAGAACCCAUGCCAUUACCUUAUAUGCCCACUCGUGACAUGAAAGGGGUCCAUGAGGACCGGGUAGAUACAAAGGUCUGCCAUGUUGACACACCGCAAUGUGCACCUGACCAAUUUCCCAGCAGCAGCUCCUCAGAGUGGGAGGAACAAGUACACUUGGUAUGAUCCUUUUUUUUUUUUUUUUUGUCAAUGAGCAUUUUGGGCAGGUCAAAUGAGUCACUCUGGCUAUAAUUGUUAUAUUAAUUUGUAAAUUAACCCAGAAAAGGCUUUACUCUAUUGAGAGCUCCUUACUAGAGAAAGCUUUAUCAAAUGACAAAGUAGCAACUGAGAAUAUAUUUCUUAAAUGGAUCAA
Messenger RNA from Syngnathoides biaculeatus (alligator pipefish), 3798 nucleotides. RefSeq names its product ankyrin repeat and IBR domain-containing protein 1-like. NCBI's taxonomy places the organism in Eukaryota, Metazoa, Chordata, Actinopteri, Syngnathiformes, Syngnathidae. Gene Ontology annotation, molecular function: ubiquitin protein ligase activity; zinc ion binding; ubiquitin conjugating enzyme binding. Gene Ontology annotation, biological process: positive regulation of proteasomal ubiquitin-dependent protein catabolic process; protein polyubiquitination; ubiquitin-dependent protein catabolic process. Bases 234 to 3611 code for a protein of 1125 amino acids. Gene Ontology annotation, cellular component: ubiquitin ligase complex; cytoplasm. The record is from RefSeq and is a predicted model, not a curated record. The transcript has 21 exons.